Ailuropoda melanoleuca (giant panda) is the source of this 629-nucleotide messenger RNA. RefSeq names its product TNF receptor superfamily member 12A (gene TNFRSF12A). Gene Ontology annotation, biological process: positive regulation of extrinsic apoptotic signaling pathway. The coding region runs from base 29 to 418 and encodes 129 amino acids. The transcript has 4 exons. The record is from RefSeq and is a predicted model, not a curated record. Gene Ontology annotation, molecular function: protein binding. Lineage: Eukaryota; Metazoa; Chordata; Mammalia; Carnivora; Ursidae. Gene Ontology annotation, cellular component: plasma membrane.
AGACGGCCGCGGCCGCGGGACGCGCACGAUGGUUCGCGCACUGCUGCGUGCGCUGCCGCGGCUCCUCGUGCUGGGGCUCGGGCUGGCGCUGCUGGGCGCGGCGGCCGGGGAGCGAGUGCCAGGCACCACCCCCUGCUCUCGCGGCAGCUCCUGGAGCGCGGACCUCGACAAGUGCAUGGACUGCGCGUCGUGCCCGGCACGACCGAACAGCGACUUCUGCCUGGGUUGCGCUGCAGCCCCUCCAGCCUCCUUCCCACUGCUGUGGCCCAUCUUGGGGGGUGCUCUGAGCCUAGCCCUCGUGCUGGGACUGCUUUCUGGCUUCUUGGUCUGGAGACGGUGUCGCAGGAGAGAGAAGUUUACUACCCCCAUCGAGGAGACCGGCGGGGAGGGCUGUCCUGGUGUGGCACUGAUCCAGUGACAGUGAGAGACCUUGCCCGCAGGAGGCCCCACCCAGUUAUCAUCCAUUCAUCCAUCCAUUCAUUCAUUCAUUCUGGAGCCAGCCCCCUCACCAGAGACACAGCCAGAGCCAGACUCUUCCAACCACAAGGGUGUGGAGGGAUGGGGGACUGGUGAAUCAGCUCUCCGAGGCCUGGACCCAGGCUUCAGAGGAGCCUUCCAAGGUGUCUGAC